AUGUCUGAGAUCUCCAAUAUCGACGCAACUACCAGAUUCGACGAAAUGGACCUCGACUCGGACCUCACCGACCUAUCCGAUAUCGAACAAACUGUGUUGCCCAGCCUGCUUACCGCCUCCAUUCCUGUUGCACCACUGGUCCCAAACGCGAACCACCCUGCCAAGCCUCCUGGCAGGAGGCCCUUGAAGAAGAAGGGUGGUAGUAAAACCCAAACGAAGCCGAAGCCGCGUUCGCACUUUAUCCCACCUCACCUAAUCCCUGACGUCGCCGCGCAUGAAUUUCCCAGCGUCUAUCGCCGACGAGCCCAAGUCGCCGAGUACCUUCACCGCAUAUUCAAGAAAGCGACCAUCAUUCCCGUUGAUUUUGACCUCGCCGUGGCCUACUUUCUCCAACAAACCGAUCACCUCAAGCUCGGUGAUAUCCGAGCUUCGGUUGAGAAGAUCACUGCCGACUACUCAAUUCUUGAUCCAUUGACUGGUCGACAGGAGAGCCUCCGACAUUGCACCCAGUACAUCAACCAGGUCAUAGCUGAUUACGAUGCUCAUCCAAAUUUGCCACUGCCUUUCGCCCUCCGCUACCCGAACCUGGCUGCUCUUAAUCAACUGGCAAUCGACCGCACCAAGGACCCACAAAUUGUUGCUUCAACGCUCAGUGGCACGGAAAGGGGACGACUUGCCUUGGCAGGCGCAGCGAUCGUGAACGAUACACCUGUGUUUGCAGGUCCCAUGACCCUCGCAACAUCACUCCGAACGACCCACGACCCCACAGCGACUCCUCCUGUUUUUUCUAGCCCCUUCGAAGUUUCUUCGACCGCCAGUUCGCGCCUAAGCGGGGCGAAGUCCGUCUACAACGAGGUCCCUGGUGUUACCACGGGUGUUCUAUCUUCCCAGGUGGUUGGCUAUGGUAGAUACUCGGACUUUUCCACAGGCAUGUCAGACACUCAGAUGGCCCUGGGCCGCGCUCGGCAGGGUCAUCCUGAGUCUGAUUGGGCCUCCAAAGAGGUCUCCCAGUUCAACCUCGCCGCGAUGAUACAGAUGGGCAAGGAGCACUCUUUCCAACGCGAUGCAGAAGACCGUAUCGAAUCCGAGCUGAUUUGGCACAAUGAACAAGCUCGCCUCAUCAUCAAGGCAUUUCAACCCAAUUCUUACACCGCCGCCACCAAUUCCCUCCAAGUUCUCAUUAAUAGUGGCACCCCUGGCGUCUCCAAAUCGAUCAGGGGCCUCAUUAACCCCAUUGGCCUGGGCAAGUAUUUGGUUCAAUGGCAUGUUAUGUUUAAUAUGCAAGUCGACCACCAUCGAGAUGGCCACAAUGCGACUUUAUUCGCUUCGGCAAACUUCUUUGGCCAACAUUACGCUGGAGGCGAGCUAAUCUUGAAUUACCUAGGCUACGCUGUUUGUGGGGCCCCAGGAUAUUCAGUCCAUGGGGCCUUUGACAUCCUGAUGCAUGGUGUCAGCAAAAUCACCUGCCUUCCGAACAAAAACAAUGAGCCUGCACAGCGCAUCUGCAUGGCCAUCUAUAGUCAUGCAGAUGUCUUUGCAGGCGCAGCGCGCUUUUCAGGGAUGAAUCAAUCACCCAAAGUGUUCAGCGACAGCCGCCUUUGGAUUCCAUUCUAUCCAGGUGGGUUUGCCUUGGCCAGUUGUAUUCAAUCCUUCUUUGAUGAGCAAAAGCGCUUGUACGCAAAAUAUCUGGCAGAGCGGCGCGCUCGCUGGCAGAGCGGCGCGCUCGCUGCCUCUUCUUGUGCAAGCACCUCGACCUCUUUGUAG
Molecule: messenger RNA, 1764 nt
Organism: Melampsora larici-populina 98AG31
Lineage: Eukaryota; Fungi; Basidiomycota; Pucciniomycetes; Pucciniales; Melampsoraceae
Exons: 6
Coding region: 1-1764 (587 amino acids)
Source: RefSeq, a predicted model, not a curated record